Molecule: messenger RNA, 2498 nt
Organism: Oncorhynchus nerka (sockeye salmon)
Lineage: Eukaryota; Metazoa; Chordata; Actinopteri; Salmoniformes; Salmonidae
Product: solute carrier family 35 member F2-like
Exons: 8
Coding region: 70-1281 (403 amino acids)
Biological process (GO): transmembrane transport
Cellular component (GO): membrane
Molecular function (GO): transmembrane transporter activity
Source: RefSeq, a predicted model, not a curated record
UGCCUCAGUCCAGGCAGCACACAGCAGUGUAUUCCCCAUUCCAGUACCCCACUGUUACAGUGAGACAACAUGGCUGAGAAAGACCCAGAGGGGAUUAUAGCUACAGACCCCAGCAACAAUGAUGAUAGAAAAUGCCUUAUUAUCCGGAAGCUUCUGAAGUUCAACCCUAAAGAAGUGUUUACGUGGCAGCUGGUGAAGACAGUUGCUAUGAGUCAGGGUUUGGCUGCUCUCAUCUGCGGCACAGCAGUAACAUCCCAGUACCUGGCUUCAGACUACCACGUGGAUGCGCCCAUGCUUCAGAGCUUCAUGAGCUACACACUGCUCUGCCUCACCUACACCACCGCUCUGCUGUUCAGAACAGGGGAUGAAAAUAUGUUUCCAAUUUUAAAGAAGAGGUGGUGGAAGUAUCUCCUACUAGGCUUGGUGGACGUCGAGGCUAACUACACUGUGGUUAAGGCUUACCAGUACACCACACUCACCAGUAUACAGCUGCUGGACUGUUUUGUGAUCCCCGUGUUGAUGAUACUCUCCUGCUGGUUCCUGAAGACGUGCUACAGACCUGUGCACUACGUCUCUGUGUGUGUCUGUCUGCUGGGGGUGGGGGCCAUGGUGGGAGCUGACCUACUGGCUGGACGAGACCUGGGAUCCACCUCAGACAUUCUGUUAGGUGAUGGCUUGGUCCUGCUCAGUGCCAGUCUAUAUGCUGUGUCUAAUGUGUGUCAGGAGUACACCGUCAAACACCUCAGCAGAGUGGAGUUCCUAGGCAUGGUCGGCCUGUUUGGCACACUCAUCAGUGGCAUACAACUGGGCGUUCUGGAGCAUAACAAUGUGGCAAACAUCCAAUGGGACUGGAGAAUUGGCCUGCUGUUUGCUGGCUAUGCCCUGUGUAUGUACACCCUGUACAGCUGUAUGCCCAUAGUGGUCAAGAAGACCAGUGCUACAGCAGUCAACCUCUCCCUGCUCACUGCAGACCUCCUCAGCCUCUUCUGUGGCCUGUUUCUCUUUCAAUACACGUUCUCAGCUUUGUACAUGGUGUCUCUGGUGAUCAUCCUAGUGGGCUUCGUCGCAUUCAACACCGUGGCAACGACCCCUGACCCUGCAGACCCUAUCGCCCCCUCCGUGGGCUGGGAGGAGUGCGGCUACGACAACCCUGAUGACAUCAUCGAAGAAGUGGUGGUGGCGGUUUUGGAAGAGGAAGAGGGUGAACACACAGGGGUGUCAUGGAAUCAGAGAACACAGAAUAAGGAAGUACCGGCAGAGGGACGGAGUACCAAGAUGUGAUCUGAUCUACUAGAUGAGCACUUCCCAACUGUCUAUAGCUGUUAAACUCCUUGUCUCCUUUCUUUAAUUUGUGCCAUUCUAAUACAUCUACAGAUUGACAGGUGUAUAUAUGUACAGUAUAGGUGUGUUGUAAUAUUUGUCCACUAGUUGACAUGGCAGGAAGAAUGAUAAAUGUUUUAUUCCACAUUCAUUGUGGGGUGUGUCAAGUUAAUGAGUGAUUCUUCAUUGAUAUCAAACCUGGUUGGAGCAUAAACCCAAUUAAGAAAAAUAUUUUCACAUAAAGAAUAUUAUAUGCAGGGCUCAAUGUGUGCAACAUUACCUAAUUAAAUUAUCAUUAUUUGAGACAACAAAACAAAAAACACAAUCGAAGAAUGGGACCCUCGUUUUUCUAAUGAAGAAAUACUUGAUACUUGAAAUCUUUGGAAUGAGGUCGCACGUUGAGUAUUUACACGUCAUGUCCUCGCGUUGCUUCGCUCUUCCGGUAGGUAAGAGAGCUGUCCGUAGUGCUGAAACAGUUAUUAGCACGCACACAACAUUGUUUACAAACAUCGGAUCUGAUCAGCUCAUCAAAUCUAUGGACAGAACGUUUUUGUUUUUCCCGAGCUAGUGCUAGUCAAAUACUUUAUUAUAAUCAGUAAGCGAACUAAUAGUCUGCUUUGUGAUUCACUCUAUAUAUGAUACUAAACAAGGCACGGAAGCAAUGCUACUGAACUGCUUUGGGACAAAUAAUAAUUUACAUGUAGACACCUCCUCCGUGCGUUUACAGACAGUUGAGAUAUAAUAAGGUAGACUGCAUGCAAAUGUUUUUCUUAACCCUCUCCCUCUGUCAAUCAUCCAUCUCUUUCCCUGACUCCUAAACUAAACCAGCUCCACAGUAAGGAUCGAUAGACAGACUACUAGGUUAUAGAGCUUGCACAGGCCCCAUAUGGAAAAUAAUCAUGAAAAUCAAAUAAGAAUAUUGUAAAGCAGAAGAACAUUAUUUGUACAAACAUCUAAGAAGUAAUCUAACAAGGAUCUGGUCAAAUGUAUGUUUUUCCUUAUAUGUCAGUGCUGUAUUUGUAUAUGUGUUAACUUAUAUGCCUUAUAUGACAUACAUAAUUGAAUACAUUAUUGUGGUGCAUUUCCUAAAAAGACAUCGUAAGACAUAUUAGAGACAAAAUAUAUGAAUUAUGUUCUGAGAAUGUAACCUCUACAAAAUAAAUGUUUUCUUAUAGGUU